Diaporthe citri is the source of this 867-nucleotide messenger RNA. RefSeq lists its product as uncharacterized. Gene Ontology annotation, biological process: phosphate-containing compound metabolic process. The transcript has 4 exons. The record is from RefSeq and is a predicted model, not a curated record. Gene Ontology annotation, molecular function: magnesium ion binding; inorganic diphosphate phosphatase activity. Gene Ontology annotation, cellular component: cytoplasm; nucleus. Bases 1 to 867 code for a protein of 288 amino acids. Lineage: Eukaryota; Fungi; Ascomycota; Sordariomycetes; Diaporthales; Diaporthaceae.
AUGUCUUACGCCACCCGCAAGGUCGCCGCCCCCUACACCCUCGAGCACCGCGUGUACAUCGAGAAGGAUGGCGUGCCCGUCUCGCCCUUCCAUGACAUCCCCCUGUUUGCCAACCAGGAGAAGACCAUCCUCAACAUGAUCGUUGAGAUCCCUCGCUGGACCAAUGCCAAGCUUGAGAUCUCCAAGGAGGAGCUCCUCAACCCCAUCAAGCAGGACAUCAAGAAGGGCAAGCUUCGAUAUGUCCGCAACUGCUUCCCCCACAAGGGCUACCUGUGGAACUACGGUGCCUUCCCCCAGACCUGGGAGGACCCCAACGUCGUCCACCCCGAGACCAAGGCUAAGGGUGACAACGACCCGCUCGACGUCUGCGAGAUCGGCGAGCUGGUUGGCUACACCGGCCAGGUCAAGCAGGUCAAGGUCCUGGGCGUCAUGGCCCUGCUCGACGAGGAGGAGACCGACUGGAAGGUCAUCGUCAUCGACGUCAACGACCCCCUGGCCUCCAAGCUCAACGACGUCGAGGACGUCGAGCGCCACCUGCCCGGCCUUCUGCGUGCCACCAACGAGUGGUUCCGUAUCUACAAGAUCCCCGACGGAAAGCCUGAGAACCAGUUCGCCUUCACUGGCGAGUGCAAGAACAAGAAGUACGCCAUGGACGUCGUCCACGAGUGUGCCGAGGCCUGGGAGAGGCUGAUCACCGGCAAGACCCCAGCCGGCGGUGUCUCUACCACCAACCUGACUGUCAGCCACUCUCCCAGCCGUGUCUCCCCCGACCAGCUGCCUCCUAUCCCUGCCAACCAGGAGCUGCCCCCUGAGAAGAUCGACGCCUCGAUAGACAAGUGGUUCUUCAUCAGCGGAGCCUCCGCAUAG